Orussus abietinus is the source of this 2595-nucleotide messenger RNA. RefSeq names its product GRIP and coiled-coil domain-containing protein 1 (gene GCC88). Bases 422 to 2356 code for a protein of 644 amino acids. The record is from RefSeq and is a predicted model, not a curated record. Gene Ontology annotation, cellular component: Golgi apparatus. The transcript has 8 exons. Lineage: Eukaryota; Metazoa; Arthropoda; Insecta; Hymenoptera; Orussidae.
CUAGUUCCGUCUUAGUUCAUUGAUUUAACCUGCUGGAUACUGAGUUUUAAACUUCCACGUGACAGUUGAUGGACAAUUUGGCAGUUGUGUAGAUUGUAAUUGAUUACAAUCCAGCGAAAACUCAUGACAACACGGUUACUCGCAAUGUAAAUGAUAAAAACAAUGUAACGAUUAUACUUUUGUCAUAUCAGAGUACUAGUGAUGGAAAAAUGAAGUUUUAAGAAAAAUUUCUAUUAUACAGUCGCUGUAACAAUUUCAGUAACAUAUCAGUACGAGUAUAAUUCUGAAUAUCAAUACUGAAGCAAAUAUGACGAACGGUUGAUUAGAUUAUGAAAUUCAACAAUCGCGUAUGUGUAAAUUUGAUUAAGUGAAUAGAUGACAUUUCACGAUAUUAAACCCGCGGAUUUUAAAUACUAAAUUUAUGUGUGAAGAUCUCUUGAAGACUCGUACUACUCGGAAAUCUGUUAGAUGUAAAUCUAUUUUGAAAAUGGAGGAAGCGGCUAAUGAAAAAGUCGGAAGCCCAAAAAACAUGGCUGAGGCAAAUGAUGUAGGUAAGAAGAUAACAAAAGAGGAAUCUGUUGAUCAGUUGAAAUCUCAGCUUGGCAUGCUUAUGAAUUCAUUAGCGACACUUUCAGCAGAAAAGUCAAAAAUGGAAGCUAAUUUUCAAGCUGAUAAGAAGCAUUUGCGUAGUGAACGAGAAGAGUGUGAAAACGUUAUCAAAGAUCUGAAAGAAAAACUGAAACGUGCACAAAGUCACAUACACUCCGAAGUGGAGCAUGUCAAAUAUAAAUUAAUCAUGGAGCGUCAUGAACGAGAAAAGGAGCAAGCUGACCAUUCAGCAAUGAUAAAAGAACUUCAAAGGUUGCUUAAUAAUGAAAGACGUGCAAAGGAACAGUUAGAACAACAAUUAAAAGAAGUAAAAAAUCAAGUAUUUAAUAAAGUACAAAAUAAAAUCUUGGAAGCUGAGUUGGAGGUUGUUAGAAAUAAACUUCAAGAAGCUGAAUCAGCAGCCAAAGAAACUCCACCGCUACUCCUUUCAUUACAAGCUGAAAUGGCUGCAAUGAAACAGCAGCAUCACAAGGCAAUUUCAGAAGAACAAAAAAGAGCAGCGGCUGCUGAACAGCAAGCUCGAGCAUUAGCGAUGACACAUGAGGCAAGAGUCGUAAGCUUAGAGGCGCGAUUAGCAGAACUUUCUGAAAUAGUUGGAGAGUACGACAGACUAAGAUUACAAGAUCAACAAGCUAUUCAAAAAUUAAAAACUCAACUGACUAAUUUACAUGAAUUGGGAAACAAGAGCACAAAAACAAACCUUGAUAAUGAUUCGGAGACGAUCGCGGCAAAAAUAAAAGUGUUGUAUGGCCGACUUUUAGAUUUAGAAAAUAAAGAAAACAAUGUAUCGUGCAUUAAAGAACUGCUAAAUAAUUUAAAUCUUCGUGAAGCAAAUGAAGACGUAUCAUAUAAAGAAAAGUAUGAACUCCUUCAGCAAGAAUUUGAGGAAUAUAGGCAACAAACAAUGACCAAAGAUAAUUUUCUGAAAGAUUCCCAAAAUGUAAUGCAGCGAUCUUGUUCUGCAAAAGAUUCGGACGAGAAAGAACACAGUAAAGUACAGUUGUCUCUUAUUAAAACACACUGUAAAAAUUUGGAGGAAAGGGUACGAGUGUUGAACGCUGAAGUGGCCAAUAAAGAGACUGAAGCUAAAAUGAAAUUAGAAUACCAACAGCAGCUUCAGCAGGAAGAGCGUAGAAAAUACGAAAAACAAUUACUUAAGAAAGAUAGCGAAUUUCGCGGUCGCAUUUCUGCUCUGGAGCAACAAUUACUGCGCCAACGACAAAGGUCCGUGGCUCUGAUCGAAGAAAAAGAACAGGAAAUUAUUACGUUGAAGACAUCUUUUCAAGCUUUACUGCCAAAGAAGGAGUCCGUCUCGGCUGAAAAUUCUGACGCUAAGCCGUUCGAUUCGAACGUGUCCGAGCCGGCUGCAGACUUAGUUACCGGCCUCCUGAAUAAAGAUAGUCCUCCCAUGCUGCACUAUGCGCAAGAACUUGCUAGAAGAGAAGUUCAAGUAUCGGGUCUUCGAAAGUCUAACACGAAAUUGGAAGCAACAUUGCGGGAAAAACAGAGGGAGCUUUUUCACGAAGCGGAGAGACACAAGGGCGAAGUAAGCAGGCUACAAGCACAGAUCGAAAGGCUAGAAGCUUGUAAAUCCAGAGAAGGAGCUAAUCUCGAGUACCUGAAAAAUGUUUUUGUAAAUUACCUAAGUACCAGUGAUACAUCGAGUAAGCGACACAUGUUGAAUGCCAUUUCAACGUUACUCCGAUUUACCCCCGACGAAGUACAGAAAAUUCGACGUUUUAAGUAAGUCCAUGAAACAGUGAAGCUAACUAAAGCCGAAUUCCCGAUCCGUUCUUACAUCAAGUUAUGCAAAAAUCGGUAAAAGGGAGAGGAAAUAAAAGCUAAUUGAGUUGCACUAUUCUAGGAAAUCUAGUUUCCUGAUAUUAACCAAUAUAUAGUAUGCACAUUUGUAGACAGUUAUAGUCCUUAAAUUGGAUGAUGUAAAAAUCAGAAGGAACCUAGGAUAUAGAAAUAAUAAUGAUUUAA